AUGACCGUACUUCUCUCCAAGGCCGAAAAAUCCUACAUUCAAGCGUCCCUUCAAGCAGACCCAUCCCUGCGCGGGGAUGGCCGUGGUUUGCUCGACUUCCGGGCGCUCGCGCUCGAGACGGGCGUGUCGCCCUUGACGAACGGAUCUGCGCGCGUGAGGAUAGGCACCGGCGACGGCGGGACUGAGGUGCUAGCAGCGGUGAAGCUGGAGGUGGAAGACGUGGGCAAAGAUGACGGCGUCGACGGCGGCAGGCUGAAUUGUUCCGUUACGUGCCUGCCCUCGGCCUACCCCCACCUUGCCCCGACCGCGCUGGACGAGCUCUCCGCCGACCUCAGCGCCCUCCUCCACACCACGCUCGCGCACCCCUCCCUCCUUCCUUCUAACCUCACUAUCAUCCCGAACAAAAAAUCUUGGGUCGCUCACCUCGACUGCGUCCUCCGGAGCGACGGCGGCAACGCGCUCGACGCGCUCUUCGUCGCUGCCCGUGCCGCGCUGUGGGACACGAAGGUGCCGCGGACGCGGAGCGUAGAGUACAAAGCCCACGGACGUGGUGCGGGCGCGGGAGCGGCCAAGGGAGAUGAUACGGCAGCGAUGGACGUGGAAGGUGCGGCAGCGGGAGAGAACGAGGACGCGAGCGGGUUCGACACCCGCCAGAUCUUGCGCGCGACGGAUUUCGAGCUGCCGGACUACUGGGACGAGGGCGAGCCGCUCGGGAACCGCGAACGGUGGCCCGUCUGCGUCACGCUCAACGUCCUCCCGCCGCUAUACUAUCUCGACGCGACCGCGCCCGAGGAGGUGUCCACCCCGCUUCGCCUCGUGCUCCUCUUCUCCUUCCCCGCGACGCCGGCCGAGCCCGUGUUGCAGGGUAUGCGCCUCCUCGGCGCCGGCGAAACGGAUCUCAGCCUUAUCUCAAAACUCAUCUCUGAGGGACGGAAACACGCGCAAGAGCUGCAUGCGGCGCUCGAGGUGAAGCUUCGAGACGAAGACUUAAGGCGGAAUGAGAAAGCGCGGCUACGGUUCUCGACUAGAUGA
Messenger RNA from Punctularia strigosozonata HHB-11173 SS5, 1032 nucleotides. RefSeq names its product ribosomal protein S5 domain 2-like protein. Bases 1 to 1032 code for a protein of 343 amino acids. Gene Ontology annotation, cellular component: cytoplasmic exosome (RNase complex); nuclear exosome (RNase complex). The transcript is spliced from 4 exons. NCBI's taxonomy places the organism in Eukaryota, Fungi, Basidiomycota, Agaricomycetes, Corticiales, Punctulariaceae. The record is from RefSeq and is a predicted model, not a curated record. Gene Ontology annotation, biological process: nuclear polyadenylation-dependent rRNA catabolic process; exonucleolytic trimming to generate mature 3'-end of 5.8S rRNA from tricistronic rRNA transcript (SSU-rRNA, 5.8S rRNA, LSU-rRNA); U4 snRNA 3'-end processing.